Messenger RNA from Arachis ipaensis, 1548 nucleotides. Lineage: Eukaryota; Viridiplantae; Streptophyta; Magnoliopsida; Fabales; Fabaceae. The record is from RefSeq and is a predicted model, not a curated record.
AUGGCAAUUUUACAAGAACAAAAUGAGGCGCUUGCUCAGAAAAGGAGAUUGGCUAAGCAGAAAGAAAAGGCACGUCGAUGCAGACCGAGAAAGCUCAAAAGGGGAUUAGGGGGGGUUGGUAAGCUGAGUAUGGUUAAAGAUCUAAGAAAUAAACAGAAGCUGAAUAUGCUAGGUUUGAUUGAGACCAAAAUGCAAGUUGUGACUAAGUUUGAUGUAAUUCGUUAUUGGGGGAGUGAUGCUGUGGGGUGGGAGUAUGUAGGUUCGGAUGGCACGUCUAGAGGGCUGUCGUUAAUGUGGGAUGUCAUGCUAUUUAGAAUGAAUAACUGCUAUAAAGGGGAGAGAUGGUUAUGUGUUGAAGGAGUCUUAUUGAAAAAUAAUUUUCCUUAUGCUUUCUGUUUAGUAUAUGGUGCUCAUUCUAGAAUGGAAAAACUUGCUGUGUGGGAGAAGCUGAGCUUUAUAGCCGGUUUAUGUCAAGUUCCAAUAUGCUACAUGGGUGACCUUAAUGAGGUUACUCAGGUGGAAGAGAGGAAAGGUCAGGACAGGUUAACAAGGUCUGCAGAAGACUUUAAGUGUUGGAUACAAGACAUGCAGUUAGUGGAUCUACCAUUGAAUGAUCAUAAAUUUACAUGGUUUAGAGGCUGCUCCUGCAGUCGCAUUGAUAGAGUUUUACUGAGUGUAGAAUGGAUGGACGAGUUUCCGGAGAUUCGGUUAAAAGGGGGGACGAAAGGCCUAUUGGUCAGAGAAAAAUGGAGGAAUCUUGGUGUGAUACAAUUCACAGAAAAGCUGAAGGCUUUAACAGUGCCUUUGGGAAGGUGGCAUAAGAAGAAAUUUGGUGACAUGGACAAGAAGAUUCAGCGCUUUGAGGAGGAGAUCAGGAAGAUAGACGAAUUGGUAGCAAAUGGAGUUUAUGAUGGUACUAUGGAGGCUAAAAGGAAGGCUCUAGAGAGAUCACCGGUUGUGGGUUUCAGGGACGGACUGGUAAAUCGGAUUAAUGAAGAAGACUCGAUAGCUCUGGAGAGAUUACCGACAAUGGAGGAGAUUAAAGAAGCUGUUUGGGAUUGUGAAUCAUCCAAGGCUCCAGGAAGUGAUGGGUAUAACAUGAAUUUCAUCAAGAAGUGCUGGGAUGAGUUUGGGGCAGAGUUCAUGGCAGCUGUUCUAGAUUUCUUUCAAUCGUCAAGAUUACCUUCUGAUUCCAAUAUUACUUGGGUGGCCCUUGCACCUAAGUUCACCGGAGCAAAGGAGAUCAAGGACCUUCGGCCGAUCAGCAUGGUUGGUUGUGUUUAUAAAGUAAUCUCCAAGGUGAUGGUUAGGAGGAUGAGCUCAGUCAUGCCAGGUCUGGUAGGGGAGACUCAGAGCGCAUUUGUGAAGGGUCGGAAAAUACAUGAUGGGGCUCUUAUUGCAUGUGAAACAGUGCACUGGUUAAAGACAAGGAAGAAGAAAGCGGCAAUCAUUAAACUAGACUUCCAGAAAGCCUAUGACCGGGUAAAAUGGAGUUUUGUGGAUAUAGUGCUACAGAAGAUGGGCUUUGGCUGGAGAUGGAGGGAAUAG